AUGGCGACGCAGGGCGAUGAGUUGGAUCGCCAGCGUCCUGCGCCCGACGAGAGUGUCGCUACAGAUCCGCUGCUUUAUAGCAUCUCUCCUGUCCAGCUAUGGAUCGGUCGGCUGGUAUCCCGAGUAUGCAAGGCAAAAACCAUGGAGGAUGGAUGGCUCCCCAUCUUUUCUUGUGCUUCGGCUCAUUUACGCACUGUAGCCGCGCCUCUAUAUGCGAAACGCCCAGCAGCGGCACUGAAGUUCUUGCUGCAAAAGGAAACAGGAGGCAUGCUCUUCUGUGGAGCCAUGCUGGAGGCAAUAUCAGCCGUCGCCACCAUAGGCUCGCCUCUACUACUCCAUAAGCUCCUAGAGAGGCCCCAUGAUGCGCUGCUUGCCUGGGGUCUAGUGAUUGUGACAUUGGCCGCCACAGUAUUUGGUCGCGCAAAGGAUCAAUUGUGCAGGGUUCAUUAUGCGUGGAUGGAACUGAUGCUUCGGGCAGCCAUUUUCGAGAAAAGCAUCAACUUAUGCCCUGAAGCUCGCGUUGAGUACCCCCCCGAACGCAUCGUUAACAUGAGCUCUGGCGACGCGGAUAACCUGGCGUACUAUAUGCUGAAGGUUCAUGACAUAUGGAGUGCGCCCUUGCAAAUCAUUGGCAUUGCGGUUCUUACUGUUACCAUCAUGGGACCAGCUGCACUCUUUGGAUUUGCACUCGUGCUGGUGAUAUUUGUGUCUCAGUCUUGGGCCAACAAAGGAACGCGCAGUGCCCAGAGGGUUUAUAUCUCGACUAACGACGGACGAUUGGGAGCUUUGCGAGAACUUUUGUACGGCAUCGGUGGUGUCAAGGCCCUUGGUUAUGAAACGGUAUUUAAAGAGCGGAUUAACCAGUUUCGGGACAAGCAGGCCGGAGCGCUGCGCAAGUAUCUCAUUCUUUCCUUCGGUUACUUCACAGCUGUUAACCAAGCUGUGAGUGGCUUUGCUGCUGGUGUGGCAUUUCUGGCCUAUUACCUCAUGGGCCACCAGCUAACAGCAGCCGUCGUAUUCCCUGCAUUGACGUAUUUUGGUAUGUUGUAUCAACCUAUCUCCAGCGCCUCUUUGGCCAUUACGAGACAGUUUGCCACUUGGCCGAGUUUUCGCAGAAUACAGGGAUUCCUAAGAGCAGACGAGUCGGACUUGACUGAGUAUACAAGCGGUGAAAGACGGGGACUAGUCAGUUUCAAAGCGGCCACCUUCUCGCAUCCAAUUUCUGAUCCCAAUUCCUCAUCAGCCACGGCUGGUCUCGAGGUAGGAAACCUCGACAUCCCUUCCCGCCAGCUGACAAUCGUCGUGGGUCCUACUGGAUCUGGAAAGUCAACCUUUUUGCGAGCCAUUCUUGGGGAUGUGACCAGGGCGUCGGGAUCAUGUAGCGUUAACGGCUCUGUGUCCUACUCAGCCCAGGACGCCUGGGUUUUCUCCGGCACUUUGCAGGAAAACAUUGUGUUUGCGGCCCCCUUUGAUGCUACUCGCUGCCGCACCAUCAUGAAGGCAUGUGGUUUGGAUCAGGAUUUCCCAGGAGAAAACACAUAUAUCGGAGAGUCGGGGAACAAUCUUAGCGGUGGUCAGCGAGCACGCAUUGCGUUAGCCAGGGCUCUCUAUUCGGAAUCCGAUAUACUACUGCUUGAUGACCCUUUUGCUGCUGUCGAUGCCAAAACACGAGCACUGUUAUUCGAUACUAUCCGAGCUCUGGAGAAAACUGUGGUCCUCGUUACCUUACACCAAUCCUUUAUCCCUAGAUGCGACAAUGUCAUUGUAAUCGAAGAUAGUAAGAUUGCCUGGGCCGGUACUAGCAGCGACUUUGUAAUUACAUCCGAACUUUGGGAGAAAUAUAUUCAAGCCGCCAAUGUAUCCGAGAGCGAUUCCAAUUCCACCAAUGAAAGCGAGGGAGAUUUAGAAUCUGACGAUACAAAGCCUCUCGAAGCAACAUUAGUUGGUAUGAGCGAGUCGUCUUCUACAGAUGAGGACGUUUUCGAAGAAGAAGAUCGAGCCAAGGGCACCGUAAGUUUCACGACUCUAAGAUUCUAUGCCGCCUGUGCUGGCGGCUUCAUCGAUGUCGUAUCGAUCGGCGUAUUGGCUGCUCUUUUGACAGCCGCUAAGACAAUGUCUUCGUACUGGUUCGUCUGGUGGAUCGACGAUGCAUUUCAUCUACAAGGCGGCCAGUAUCUUGGUGGAUUUAUAGGUUUGACUGUCUCGCCAGGCUUCCUUGCAGCUCUUCUUGGCGUUGUGUUGGUCUUCUCAAGCCUUCGCGCGAGCCGCAUCAUCCACAGCACUAUUGUCGACAACAUUCUUAGCGCUCCGAUUGCAUAUUUUUCUCGUCAGCCUGUCGGUCGGAUUCUUAAUAGGUUCACACAUGACGUUACAUCUAUGGAUGUGCUUAUCAUGAACGCUAUUGAUGGUCUUAUAGCUGCUGGAAGUGCACUGAUUGCGGCAAUUGCUCUUGUGGCAGCCGCUGCUCCAAUCACCUUGUUAGCUGCCAUUCCGUCUGUAAUGGUUGCAAGCUGGUAUCAAUUACAAUUCGCUGUUGCUUCGAGGGAGGUGCAAAGAUCAGCUUCUAUCUUGCAUUCGCCGGUACUCAGCAUCGUCAGUGAAGCACUUCGAGGCAUGAGCUCCAUUCGGGCUUUCCGGGCAGGCGGCUUUAUGAGCAACAAGCACGAUCGAGCGCUUGAUACUUACAUGUCGGCCGUGAUAUGUCGAAAGUCCCUCGACACUUGGGUAACAUUUCGUGCCGAGUUAUCAACGGUGCUGCUUCUCUUAGUCACUGCGAUGCUUGUCGUAUAUACCGAUGAAAAUAGCAGCGUGGGUCUCUCCGGCACACAGGCGGGUCUGGCCCUCAGCAAUGCUACAGCCAUUUCUCGCAGCAUUUAUCUAUUCACCUGGGCUAUUACUCAACUGCAGAUCGAAAUGAAUUCGAUUGAACGACUGAAGACCUAUUACGAAGGUAUCCCGCGAGAGGCAAACCACUCAAAUGAUGCAGCACCCAAGCCUCCGGCUGAUUUCGACUCAAUCCAGUACAGGAACGUCUCCGUUAUUUAUAGAGGACGGCAGAACCCGGCCUUAGAUAGUGUCAACCUAGAGCUGCCCCGAGGCGAAAGGGUGGGUAUCAUUGGCCGAACAGGCAGCGGAAAGUCGACACUGAUAUCUACAUUGGCACGACUCGUGGAUGUAACCAGUGGCAGCAUCAUGAUAGGAGAUGCUGAUAUCUCAGAAAUGGACCCCCACAAACUCAGAACCGAACUCGUGUGCACCCUGUCACAACAGCCUCUAUUGUUCAAGGGCACCAUCCGCGAGAACUUGGACCCAGCUAGCCGCCACAGUAAUGAGAAACUUCUCGAAGUACUGAGGAUAUGCCAAUUGAGCCCAUCGCUAGUUGGUUCAGCCGAAGGUUUAUCGAGGGAGCUUAUAUCUGAGGCAUUAGAUCUCUCAGCUGGACAGCGCCAAUUGCUUUGUGCAGCACGUGUGCUACUAAUGGAGCCUCGCAUUUUGCUGACUGACAUGAUAUUGACCGUAAUAGCGUCGGCAAACGUCGACUUCGCCGCCGAAGCAGCCCUUCAGGAGGCGCUGGAAGCCUUGCCUGCCGGGACAACCGUAGUGUCUGUUGCUCAUCGUGCUGCAACUCUCUCAUGGAUGGACCGCAUUAUCACAGUGGAUUCUGGGCGGAUCGUUGAAGAUGGCGCACCGAAAGACCUGCUACGCCAGCAAAAUAGCUACUUUUAUCAAGUCAUUGCCCGAGAUGGAGAGGGAGCGAUACGUUCUGCGUUGGCUGUGGCGCAGAAACACAAUAGAACCUAA
This is a messenger RNA of Trichoderma asperellum CBS 433.97, 3801 nucleotides long. NCBI's taxonomy places the organism in Eukaryota, Fungi, Ascomycota, Sordariomycetes, Hypocreales, Hypocreaceae. The record is from RefSeq and is a predicted model, not a curated record.